GAACGAGCUCCAAGCGAAGGGGCCCAAGGACAUGGUGGAGCCAGGGAUGGGGUCCCUGGACAACCACGAGGGCCGGGAUCGAUCCCAGGAGCAGCGCUCGAAGUUCAUGGCAAGCAUCUUCGCGGAGGUGGCCUCCCUCCGGCUCGGCGCUGUUGGCUUCACCAGCAAUGCGCGGGAUUACACGGGCAUCCCGUCGAAGAUAUUGCAGGAGGUGCACGCCAUGGCGAGCUCCGCGGUGCCGCUCGUCACGCCUGACGUGCCGGCCCACGCGCUCAUGUGGUGUCACCGCCGGGUGGUCGCGGAGCUGGAGGCCAAGAAGAAGUCGCAGCAGGAGCUGGCCAACGAGACGGCGGGCGAGCCGAAGCAGGGGGUGACCGAGGCGGCGAAGCCAGACGGGGCGCCGGCGACGGGCGGCCCGGGCUUGAGGCGCGUGCGCCCCAGUCGGGCGCGACCGGGGGCGGGGCCCCGAAGAAACACCAGACGGAGCCGGAGGUCAUCGCUGUGGGCGACAUCGUGAUGAUCACGAAGUCCCCGAAGGAGCCUCUGUUGUGGCUGAACAAGAAGGCGCGCGUGGUGAAGCUCAUCCCGGGCCAGGGCCAGGCGAGCAUCCUCAUGCUGGAGGGGAGGAAG
Molecule: messenger RNA, 630 nt
Organism: Prorocentrum cordatum
Lineage: Eukaryota; Dinophyceae; Prorocentrales; Prorocentraceae
Source: the annotation of a GenBank genome assembly